This is a messenger RNA of Sinocyclocheilus anshuiensis, 932 nucleotides long. RefSeq names its product cell migration-inducing and hyaluronan-binding protein-like. The record is from RefSeq and is a predicted model, not a curated record. The transcript is spliced from 5 exons. NCBI's taxonomy places the organism in Eukaryota, Metazoa, Chordata, Actinopteri, Cypriniformes, Cyprinidae. The coding region runs from base 131 to 754 and encodes 207 amino acids.
UGCUGUCUUAUGAACUCAUGCCGCGCAUCAGCUGCUUGUAGUCCGCACUGUUUCCGUGGAGCUGACGGCAAUCUGCUCACGCUACAGGUGAGGUGCCUUUAAACUCUGGACCAAACCAACAGUGCUGAAAAUGAAGAUCUGUGUUGCUUUUAUUGUAGUAGCUGUUCUUCACAUCGCUCAGGCUGUUUGUCCAGAUAAGUUGCCUGGUCUACAACCCUGGACUCCUGGACACAAUGAAGCCCACAGAGUCACCAUCGGUUACGGCCGCAAAGUUGUCCUCACCUCAUCCGCGACUGUCCAUUCCAUCAAGAUCCUCAACGGAGGGAAGCUUGUGAUCGCCGAUUCCAGUCGACCCAUUUUUCUGCGGGCUAAGCACAUCCUCAUCGGGAACAAGGGUGAACUUCACAUUGGCAGUCCAGAAUGUCCUUACAAAGGCAACCUCACCAUCUCUCUCUUUGGCAGGUCUGACGACAGCGAGGUCGAACACAGUUAUUUUGGCCGCAAGUACAUUGGCGUAGGAACUGGAGGAACCUUGGAGAUUCACGGUGAAAAGAAGCUGUCAUGGACUUUCCUGAACAAAACCCUCCAUCCUGGGCAGGGUAAUGAGAACAGUUACCGUUUCGAAAGGAGCUGGGGCAACAGAGGCGUCAUCAUUCACGUCAUCAACCCGAAGACUGGAGAUGUGCUGCACACUGAUAGGUCAUUGGGACACCAUCUCCCCUCAACAUUUUUUGCUCUUAAAGUUCAUUUCUAAUUAAUGCAUGCUUGCUUCUUGACAGAUGAAAGGUUGUUACUUCAGUACAUCAUGCAAAACCAACUAACCGAUGGCUUUAAUGUGCGGUUGGAAUUAAAACAGUAAUUACAAAUCGACUGUCAAAACAAACAGCGCUUCCAAGUUGGCAUCUUCACAGGCGAUUGAUCUAUGACUAUUU